AUGUUCCUCAAUAAGUGCGAGGGGGACCUGGGGGAGCUGCGGAAGCCGGGGGACGGCGAGAGCUCCCCGCCGGCCGCCGCCGAGGAGGAGCAGCCCAAGAAGAAGCACCGGCGGAACCGCACCACCUUCACCACGUACCAGCUGCACGAGCUGGAGCGCGCCUUCGAGAAGUCGCACUACCCCGACGUGUACAGCCGCGAGGAGCUGGCCAUGAAGGUCAACCUGCCGGAGGUCCGCGUGCAGGUCUGGUUCCAGAACCGACGAGCCAAGUGGAGGAGGCAGGAGAAGAUGGAGGCCAGUUCCAUGAAGCUCCACGACACCCCUGUGCUCUCCUUCAACCGGCCCCCCAUGACCCCCAACGUGGGGCCCAUGAGCAACUCCCUCCCACUCGACCCAUGGCUGACGUCCCCCAUCUCCAGUGCCACCACGGUUCACAGCAUCCCCGGCUUCAUGGGAGCCCCCCAGGCCCUGCAGCCCCCCUAUGCUGGGCACUCCUUCCUCAACACGCCCCCGCCGAUGGCGCAGGGCAUGCAGCCCAUGGCCCCCGCGCCCUACCAGUGCAGCACCCCCUUUGUGGACAAGUACCCGCUGGAGGAGGUGGACCAGAGGAGCUCCAGCAUCGCCUCGCUCCGCAUGAAAGCCAAGGAGCACAUUCAGACCAUUGACAAGACCUGGCAGCCCAUUUGA
Molecule: messenger RNA, 687 nt
Organism: Melospiza melodia melodia
Lineage: Eukaryota; Metazoa; Chordata; Aves; Passeriformes; Passerellidae
Gene: RAX2
Product: retina and anterior neural fold homeobox 2
Exons: 2
Coding region: 1-687 (228 amino acids)
Biological process (GO): positive regulation of transcription by RNA polymerase II
Molecular function (GO): RNA polymerase II cis-regulatory region sequence-specific DNA binding; DNA-binding transcription factor activity, RNA polymerase II-specific
Source: RefSeq, a predicted model, not a curated record